AUGUCCGUACGGAUAGGGUUAUUAGGUGACGCUGCGGGCGAUUCAUUUUCGUCGCCGGUGGCGGAGCAGUCGGUGGUGGGUCGCGGCGGUCUGGCCGGCAAGGGAGCAGCGGAGGCGCGCCCCUCGUGGCUCGGGGGAUGCCGAGGUAAGUUAUGGGCUCUGGCGGAGCUCGGCGAUGGCGAUUUGGACGAGAGGGGGCUGGGGGCCUCGGAGACGAGGUCAGCGGAUGAGGACGCGGCGCAGGUCCAGGAGGAGGACUCGUCGCUGCCUGAGGCGCCCACGCUCGGAGGCUUCAUCUGCCGGGCGGAGGAGCUGGGAGGCUCUCUCCGGCGGCGGCGCACGGCCUUUGCCCCGGGUGGCAAAGGUUCCGGAUUCGGGGGGGGGAAGGGUCCUGCCCGAUUCCGGAGGCUGGGUGAUGGCGCCGGCGUGGCUGCGGGUGGCGCGGCGGGGCGGGCUGCUCGCGCAGGCAGUGCGCCGCCGGAGACGGGCGUCUCCACGGCGGGGGAGCCGCGGGCGGCAGAGCUGCCCGGAUGGGCUCGAAGGAGGUGGGCUGAGCAGGAGGUAAGAAGAUGUUGGGCCUGGGACCAACCGUUCCGGGCCAAGGGUGGCGCUGGACAGCCCAACGCGCAAGAUGGUCCUUAG
This is a messenger RNA of Lolium perenne, 642 nucleotides long. The record is from RefSeq and is a predicted model, not a curated record. Lineage: Eukaryota; Viridiplantae; Streptophyta; Magnoliopsida; Poales; Poaceae.